Molecule: messenger RNA, 10326 nt
Organism: Eublepharis macularius
Lineage: Eukaryota; Metazoa; Chordata; Lepidosauria; Squamata; Eublepharidae
Gene: USP46
Product: ubiquitin specific peptidase 46
Exons: 9
Coding region: 476-1576 (366 amino acids)
Biological process (GO): protein deubiquitination
Cellular component (GO): cytosol; nucleus
Molecular function (GO): cysteine-type deubiquitinase activity; cysteine-type endopeptidase activity
Source: RefSeq, a predicted model, not a curated record
GCCGCGCUGCGAUGGAGAGCGGGGCAGAGCGGCAAGAGCUGCCGCGCCGGCCGCGGGGGAAGGCGAAGGAAGGGGGCGAGGCAGAGGAGGGAGGCGGAGGGGGAGACUGAAGUCAGCCCCGUCCCCCGCUGCGAGCGGGCAGGCGCCGCUGAGCCGCCCCCGCCUUUUGGCCCACCUCGCUUGGGGGCGAACCCAGCCGGGCCGUUGCGCUGCUGCCGCGCUGCUGAGCGGAUCGCCGGCCGGCCCAGCCACCCAGCCCCCCCUCCCGGGCCGGGGCUCCGCUCGUGCGCAGCUGGGAGCCCGAGGCGCCGACCUCUCGCCUUCCCCGCCGCGGAGCCUGAGCGCCGCCUCCUCCUCCUCUCGCCUCCACCCCCGCCCGGCCCGGCCCGGCCCUCCUCUGGAGUCUCCAGCCAUGACCGUCCCGGGUUUCACCUUCUAAAGAUGGCGGUGAAGGAUCGCUGCAACCUUUAGACUCAUGACUGUCAGAAACAUCGCCUCCAUCUGUAAUAUGGGCACCAAUGCCUCUGCUCUGGAAAAAGACAUUGGGCCAGAGCAAUUCCCAAUCAAUGAGCACUACUUUGGAUUGGUCAAUUUUGGGAACACUUGCUACUGCAACUCUGUCCUGCAAGCUCUGUACUUCUGCCGGCCGUUUCGGGAGAAUGUACUGGCAUACAAGGCCCAGCAGAAAAAGAAGGAAAACCUCCUGACCUGUCUGGCGGAUCUUUUCCAUAGUAUUGCUACACAGAAGAAGAAAGUUGGCGUGAUUCCACCCAAAAAGUUCAUCUCACGGUUACGGAAGGAGAAUGAUCUCUUUGACAAUUACAUGCAGCAGGAUGCCCACGAAUUUUUAAACUACUUACUGAACACUGUAGCUGACAUUCUGCAGGAGGAGAAGAAGCAGGAGAAGCAAAACGGGAAACUGAAAAAUGGCAAUAUGAACGAAACAGAAGAGAACAAUAAACAAGACGUCACCUGGGUGCACGAGAUUUUUCAGGGGACGUUAACGAACGAAACAAGAUGUUUGAACUGUGAAACUGUUAGUAGCAAAGAUGAAGAUUUUCUUGAUCUCUCUGUUGAUGUGGAGCAGAACACAUCCAUUACUCACUGCUUAAGAGACUUCAGCAACACAGAGACCUUGUGCAGUGAACAGAAGUACUACUGUGAGACCUGCUGCAGCAAACAGGAAGCACAAAAGCGGAUGAGGGUAAAAAAGCUGCCCAUGAUCCUCGCAUUACACCUCAAGAGAUUUAAAUAUAUGGAGCAGUUACAUCGCUACACCAAACUCUCCUACCGUGUGGUAUUCCCGCUGGAGCUACGUUUGUUCAACACAUCAGGGGAUGCUAUAAACUUGGACCGCAUGUAUGAUUUGGUGGCUGUUGUUGUUCACUGUGGCAGCGGACCCAAUCGUGGACAUUAUAUUACCAUUGUGAAAAGUCAUGGAUUCUGGCUUUUGUUCGAUGAUGAUAUCGUAGAGAAAAUUGAUGCACAGGCUAUUGAAGAAUUCUACGGUCUGACUUCUGAUAUAUCUAAAAAUUCAGAAUCUGGAUAUAUUUUAUUUUACCAAUCAAGAGAGUAACUGCGAGAUCUGACACUUUUCCUCCAAAGAUUAAAAAAAAAACUUACCGAUCUUCUUAAGCGGGCUCUAAUAGACUCAUCCAGAAUGAUCUAACCAUGAUGAGCUCAUCUUUAAAUUGCUGAUUGAAACACUCCAUCUUUGACUGGAAGAUCUUUUUCUUUAGACUGACUGCCGUUAACAAGAACAUAUUUAUAUGGAAUAACAUGUUCAUCUGCUGAAUCCUCCUGAACCAAGGUAUAAUAUUGCAUAAAUGUGUACAUCACCAUUAAGGACCAUUUGUCUGCUCUUUCUAAAGAACCAUUCCUUUGGACCAAUGGAUUUCAAACUGUAUUCUGGGCAAUGCUCGGCAUUACUGGAAGCUUCUUAGGAGCUUCUAGAUGAGAAAACUGAUAAUGAUGAACAGCCAUCUCUCAAAGUACUGUGAAUUCAUGUAGGGCAAGAUGAGCCCAAACACACACAUGGCUAAACUGUAAAACUACUGUACACUCUAGAAUGCAUCCCAGAAUCCUUUGCAAAGUGCAAGGGUUUCCAUGACAGAUAUGUAAGGGCUCUUUAGCCAAUGAGCUCACAUGGAAAGGGUUCUCAGAAGACAAGAGUUUGAAAACUACUGUUUUAUACACAUAGCUCGUACUUGGGGUAAGUGGAAAGCAAGAAAUAUAUUUUCUAAGUAUAGGCACUGGUGUAGGUUCACAGAUUAUAUUCCACGGUGUUCUUCAGUUAGACUAUUUUCUCCUGAUCUUUUUACACCUUGAGUUAUUAAAACAAAUUGGCAAUUUCAAGUUAUAAAUUCUCUCAAAGGGAUUUCAGUCCCGUUGGGAAUAAAUCACACCACAUAUCCAGUCUUCCUUUUUAUUGUGGGACAGCAUACAUGAGCAAAAAUGGUCCUUUAGAUUCCUGAAUUGUAAAAAAAACUUUAGGGGGAUUUUGCACUGAAGAAGAGAGGAAGUAGUACUUCCACAUUACUUUUACUGCGUAACUAGUGAGAGUAUCUUUUUAAAACCAAAGGAGUACCACAAAACUUGUUUGCCUGACUUUGCACAUGUCCCAGUAUCAUGCAUGCAAGCAAACAUUUGGACAACAGUUGCAUCAGUCAAGCCAAAUUCCAUAGGGCUCUGGCACACUCAAAGCUCCAUGUGAACAGAGACAGCCCCUGUAUCAAAGAAUGUGACAUGCACACCAGAGUCCCACUGGAUUGGGGCAAGUAUCUGUUUCCUGUUUGAUCCUGCAAGGUACUGGUGUAUGUGGGUGUGCCAGCCCCUGGGAACUCUGCAGCAAGGGGGGUUGCAGAGCAAACUCACAGGGUGGCGGUGGUCCGUGUCUCCCUCACAAACUCAUUUGGAUGCUACAAGUGCAAAGUUCAAGCUUUUUAUUAGCAUCUGUAUCCAAACAGCCUUCCCUUGUCUCCCCCCACCCCAAGCAAGGAGUUCCUUUCACUCUCUUCCUUUGAGUUCAGAAGAGAGUUCCUUCAUUCCUGCCCCCCCCCCAUUCUUUUGCCCAUCCCAGGCGUCACCUUGAUGCCUCCUUUAAGGGCCUUCCUAGCAUCCAAACUGUGGCUGGAGGCCACCUCCUCUCUAUCCCUCCUCUGGCAUAGCCCUAAAGGAAUUCCAUCUCUCCCAACAGUGGCUGCUACAAGCCAGCCAGCCACCCCUGCCCUGUGGUGCUGAUCCCUGGUCAGGAUCUCCCGACUGGUCCCCGUAGAGUUGGCAGCUCAUCUUCAGGGUGUGGCUGCCUCUCCUUGAGUUCUCCUUGGCCUCCCGUCUGGGGUGACCCUGCCCUUGGCCCCCCACCCCCUGGGAUUGCUGCCUGUUGAUCUCUUGCCCUGCUUUUGACAUGUAGACUGCACGGGGUGCUCAAUAGCAUGGCAUCACCCAGGAUAAAACUAUUUUUCAUGUCAUUCUGUGGCAUAUUUACAUAUCAGUAACCAGCUCCUAGGUUCCAUUUCUUCAUCAGAAACUAGGGCAGCUAGAAGUAGACGAUUCUCAGUGGUUUCCAUUAGAUUCAAUGGGACAAAGAAAAUGGCUUCCAUGAAGAUCUAUGGAAUGAAGUCUCAGGUCCUCAAUCAAGAAGAUUGUUUGGAAAGGCAUGAAAACUAUUGUCCUAAAAUAACUGGGUUCACCAUGGACAUUGUAUAGUGGCUAGAGUGUUAGACUAGGAGCUGGCGGACCCUGGUUUCGAGUCCCCACUCUGCCAUGGAAGCUUGCUAGGGUGACCUUGGGCUAGUCUCACACUUUCAGCCUAACCUACUUCACAGGGAAGUUGUAAGAAUAAAAUGGAGGAGAGGAAACUAAUGUGGCUGCCUCUCCUUGCACUCAGCCUUGGCCUCCAGCUCCUGCUUUGGGUGCCCCAUUGGCAAGAAAGGCAGCAUGUAAAUGAACAGAUAAGGGAGAGUUUCCGUUCUUGCCACAGCCUUUUCCUGCGCUGACGUACCUUUGCCUUUCUCUGAAGGUUCUGAAAGGGAAGUGCCGCUCUUGCGGAUGCUAUUCCAGAGGUAGUGGAUGCCCGGCCUGGCCUGGCCUUCACUGAGUGGGACCCCAGGGGCACAGCAUGCCUCUGCACAACACCCUCCCCAACAGAAGCUACAGGCUGCCCCGUCACCUCUCCAGCCCAUCUUGAUGAUAGACAUUUUGCGAGCUGUGCAUUCGUGAGAUACAAUAACCCCUGCAGGGAAGACCCAUUUCAACAGCCACCCAUGAAGAUGAGCAUGAGGCAGUGAGUCAGAGAUCUCGAGAGGUUCUCUGUGAGCACGGAUAACCACGCUCUGGCUAAUAAGUGUCUGCCUAAGUAAUAUUGCAUAAGCUGGGUUUAAGUGUCAAUCUCAGAGGCGUUUUUGCUGUGCUGAAUGAAUGGCUCUCUGAUGCCAGAGUUCAGCUGCUUUGAAGCUUAACGUUGGUCCGGUGCAGUGAAUGAGCUCCUAGUACCGAAUUCUGAUCCAGGCAUAACAAAAAUCACAGGACGUGAUCCAGUGGGAAAUUUUUCUAUGCAAGCCUCAUUGAAGUGAGCAGAUGCUGUGUGCGAACACUGGUUCCUCUUGCUGGAUUGUGCCCUCCCCGCAAACCUUCAAGUGGCUUCAAGCGGAGGAAAUUCCAGAAAGGAUCAUAGCGAUGGUUUUUCUCUCGAUCUCUGCUAAUUCCCCUCUUUACUACAGCCCGCAUCCCGCACUGCUUUGGUCUGUGCAGGUCCCAUGAAUCCCACUUAUUUGGGCAAGAUCUGUGGGUUAGUGGUAGAGCACCCGCUUUUCAUGCAGGGGAUCCUGGAUUCUAUCCCAGUAUCUCCAUUUAAAGGAAAGGAUCAGACAGCAGAUGAUGUGAAAGUCUGCUGCUGCCUGAUAAACUGGAGAGCUGCUGCCAGUCAGAGCAGACAAAUACGGACUUGUCAGAGUCAGUUUUCUGACUCAGUAUAAGGCAGCUUCAUGUGUGCUCCAACAUCUUGCAACGUUUCUUUCCUUUUCUAAAUCCAUGCAGGUGUUUGUUAGAGAAAAGUCCCUCUGACUAAUUUCUGGAUAGAGAUUUAAUUGCUGUUUUUGAUAGAUGAGAGGCUUUUUUCAUUUUUUUUAAGUGCUGUUGGUUGGGCUUGCAUCUGAGUUUCUCAGCUGAGAGUGAAAACCAUCCUCUCGCACCCUCUUUUCCAUCAUGUUGAUCUUUAAGGUAUUAGCUGUUGCUAGAACAUAGUUCGCUGUGCCUGAGGCUACUGUGUAACCUAAGGAGACUGGCACAUGACUUGGGCGAGGAACAAGACCAGAUUUUAAAAAUCUCUAAGAGAUUUUGAAAUUAUUCGUCAUUGUGCGCCUCCGACAGGGUAGAAAAGAUACUGUUCCAUGACUACUACAUUUGUUCAGGGUAACCAGUUUGCAUCUUUGGUAAAUAUACUUAUGUAUAACCAGUACUGUGUAUAAUUCUGACCACUGGAAGUCAUGCUCAGCCCCACUUGUAAUACUUGGAAUCUUAGCCUGCGCUGACCACAUUUCCAGACAUUCAGGGCAGCAGGAAUCCUUGCCAGAAGGCUCCAAAGGGGGAUAAUUUGGACCCUAUAAUUCUGUUCAAGGUGUUUGCCCCCUGCAACUCUACCUGUCCACUCUGGCUCUCAGAGGCUAUGUUAGGGAUGCCAGUCCCCCGCUGGGGCGGGAUAUCCCCCACUCCUGCCCGCUGUGUAGGGCAGGAGUGCUGGCGUGCUCUGCAGCAGCUAGAUCCGAGCUGAUUUUGGCCCAGUUCAGCUCGAAUGGGGCCCAAAUUGGGCCCAAUUCAGCCCCUGGGGAGCACAGGAGCGCUUCCAGGGUGCCCUGUGACCCCCCCCCCCGUGAUGACAUCACUUCCUGGAAGUGAUGUCAUCACGCAAGCCGAGAGCAUGUGCGCACACGUGAAAAGGAAAACCAUGAUAGGAGCUGGGCCCCAGAUCUCCCAGUAGGGGGGUCAGGAGACCAGGAAACCCUAAGCUUUGUGCCUGACUAACAGUGAAUCAUAAGCAAAAUUACUUCAAUCUAAGCCCACUGAUUUCAAUUUGUUUUAUUUUUUAUUUUAUUUUAUUCAGCGUAUACUCCACCCUUCUUGCAAGCGGGCUCAGGGCGGUUUACAACAAGUAACAGCAUAAAAAACCAGUUUAACAUCUAAAAUCCAGGUGCCUCUAAACAAUACCAGGCUACUGUGAAACUACUAUAAAACCACAGGACUGCCAUGAUAAAGGCCCAGAGCAGUCAGAAAAGGGGACAAGAUGCUGGCUGCUAGUCAAAGACCCGGUGGAACGUCUCUGUGUUGCAGGCCCUGCGGAAUUGUAAAAAGUCCCGCAGGGCCCAGAUCUCCAUUGGGAGAGCUUUCCGCCAGGCCGGGGCCAGGGCAGAAAAGACCCUGGCCCUAGCUGAAGCCAGCCAAGUAUCCCUUGGGCCAGGGACUACCGGAAGCUGCUUAUCCGUAGAGCACAAGGCCCUGCAGGGGACAAAAUGGGAAAGGUGGUCCCAAAGGGCUUAGACUGAAGCAACGCUGCUUAGGAUUUCAUUGUAAGGAAGGCAGUCUGCUCUCCAGCUCUGCAUUACUCCGAUUGCACCCAUUUUAUUGCCCCUUUAUCUAGCUGCCUGCCCUUCUACCCCUCUGACAGUUUGGUCAGAUACUCUGUCCCGUCCAUUUGUCUCUUGCUGCACCCCAAGAGUCAAGGCUAGCCCAGAGUGUAUUACAAACAUGAAGGAAAUUUUCCAGUCCAGUGGAAAGUUCCUUACUGCCUACAUAAAACUACCUUUAUAUAUAUGGAUCCCAUAGAACCUGAGCAGUGGGGGAGAGGGUUGGGGGUACGUCAAAUUCAAGUGGUCAUCAAGGAACCACCCAGAGGAGGACUGGAUUCAGUCAAUUUGGGUUGGAGGCCCUGCUGGGGGUUGGAGGGAGAGAACCUCUGCCCCACAAGAAAUUCUGAGGCCUACAUCUCUUGGCUUUAGGAAGAGCCAGGUGGUUUCAAGAUGAGGCCUCAAGAUGAGAACAAGAUGAGGCCUCAGUUGUUGACCAUUGUUCAGAGGAUAGAUUGGUGUAGACAGACUGGCUAAGGUGAUUUCGGAUAGGAAUAAUCCACGGGGCAUAACUGCUGUUCUCCUCUGUGUUUCAAUUGUUUCCUUCUCCUCUGUUGAGUAGGCACAUUGUUGGUUUUUUCUUUUUAUUCCUUAUUACAUGUGCUUGUUUUUAUGAUGUUAAUGGUUAUUUAUUAGUUCCAACAUUUCUGUCUGUGGUGUCUGCUCCCUAUCUAUUUGGGAUGACAUUCGUAGGGGCCAUACCCCUUUCCAAAAGGUUCCUUCCUGCCGAAUAUCAGGCCAAUAGGAGAUAAUGGGAACGGGAAAGAUUAUGGCAGCCUAAGGAAGUAGUGGGCUGACAUACUUGUGUGUCUGUUGAAGUGCAACAUGUGGACAGGGUGUCCGUUUUCCAAGAACAACGGAGCACACCGGCCGAGAAGCCAAACCCUACCCUGUACUGUGCCUUACCUCACUGGUCUCCCAAGUCCUGAAGCAUUUCUCUUCUAGCUGAAUAUCAGCAACGGGAAUGAGCUGGACUGGGAGAAAAAUGUUGGAAGAAAUGGAAUGCGCUGCAAUGAGGUUUUGAAAAGGAAUAUCCCCCAUUACAUCUUAAUUUAGUUAACUACAAAAUAACAAUCCUUCCUUACUAUGUGUUCAAAGCAUGUUAUAUGGUUGAAUUGAAGAUGUUAUCUUUUUCUUUCCUUAGGCUAGUAGCAGCUGGAUGGAGGGACAGUAUUUAUCUGGGAAAUGGUGUUAUUGGAAAGGAUAUGCAAGCAGAACUUUGGCCCAAAUGCCCACCCACAGAGGCAGCAUUGCCUGCUGACAGGGAGGAGCAAGUGCAACAUUUGCUGUAUCUCUCCCCGCCUCUGGUUUGCUUUACUGCGUGCUGGUAUGCCAGUGCAUGCAAGCAAAAUUUUUGCAUCUGAACUUAGCAAACACUGCACCAAAGAGAACAGAAUAGCAAACAAAGAGGAGCCACUGAUGACAGAGAAUCAAAUCAAAACGUUCCUUGGGUCAGUAAGCCAGCAGUGUGGCUGGUGUCAAGAAUGCACUGGAAAAAGAGAACUAUCCACACAGUUUUCUUUGGUGGCACAAUCUGGGCGCACCUACGUGAACUUAUAAAUGUCCCUGUCAGCUACGUAUCUGUUGAGUCAUUCUCUCUCACUGAACUUUGUGAACUCUAACGCAGACAGCAGGGCACCAGAAACCAGCCCAGAACCAAAGAUCCCUGAACAUUAAGUUCCUAGUUCAGAGUAUGUAUAAUGAUUAAAUGAAUGAAUGAAUGGGGCAUUCCAGAUACUCGUCUAAACAGCCCUUUCCUGUUGUUCAUACCCCAUACCUGGGUAUUCAGCCUUAAAUAGCCCUCUGAACAAAAAGUUAAUAUGCUGAUAGACCAAUCAACCGUGUAUUUGCCAAAUCUUUUUAUGAAUAAUUCUGAGUGACUGCCUCUGAAUGCUUGCUCCAUGGAGGCAAUGGAUGUCCUUUUUGUUUAUGUACUCAUUUAUCCUCAGCAACAAACAGAAAAGCCAUCGCCCUUAGUGGUAUUGAAUAUCUAUGGGACUUAAUUAAAAGUGGCAUGUACUGAAGAGAAUGCAGUAUGUGAUCAUGAAAAUAUUCUUGUAUAAUUUUAUUGCUAUGGAUAUGCAAAGAGUAACAGCCCUCUUGAAGCAACUGGACACAAUUAACUGUUGCAACACACACACACACACACACACACAGAGUGAGUGUAGGUCCAGCCCCUUUUCUACUCAAUCUUCCCUGAUUCCAUUCCUAACUUCAGUCCCUAUUCCAUCUAACUUUCAUCCAUGUGGCUCUCCAGAUCUCCGGCAUAACUUUUUUUGGUGAUCAGAAGGGAGUCUUCAUCCCUUUAUUGCCAGAAAAAAACCUGGUAGGGUCCACCAUUGCUUGGGAACUCACACCAUCCAGAUGGGAAGUGCCUCAGUGUUUAGUGCUAGAAUGCCAAGAGCCACGUCCCACAUGCUCGACAAGGGCUCCCCUGUACCAAAUGGCUGGUGAUUAGGUGAGGGGGAAAAUAACACUGCAGCAGUAGUGUAGCAGGAAAAAAUUCAUCUACGGCUUCCUUUUAAGGCUGUUUGCCUAAGCAAAAAGUGGAGAAUUGCGUUUCUCUAAAGAACUUUCUUUGGACAGAUGCAUGGUCUUGUGUAUCUUUCAUCCAUUUCAGUGGGGCUUGCAAAGGGGCUCUUCAGAUUUUCCCUGUAGCCUUUGACAGUCUGAUUCAUAAAUUUAACAUGCCUCACUUGAUCACCCCAAACUUGCUGAUUGGCAGCUGAAUAUGUAAACUGACUUGGAGCCAAGCUACAAAUGACGAAUUACACUUGCCUGGCAAGUGAACAGACUCAGGUGUAUUCCUCCCUGUUCACUUGCCAUUCACUUGCUCUCCACUUGAUCAAGUGGAGAGCAAGUGAAUGGCAAGUGAACAGGGAGGAAUAUGCUUGAGUCUGUUCACUUGCCAGGCAAGAGUAAUUCAUCACUUGUAGCUUGGCUCUAAGUUAAAGAGCAUUUGCUCUAUGAUGGCUCAUUCAUGUAUGCGAGUCAUUACUAACGUUGCAGUUAUCAAGGGAACAUAUAAAGUGUAUGAACAAUCUCACUUACUAAUAAGAGUACAUCGAUGACCUCAAAGCACACAAGCAUGAAGCUCUUUCUUACUUUGGGGUUAAAAUGAUACUAGUUUUCUCAGCUGACAAGUGUCAACGAGGGAGUGUUCAUUCUACUGAAACCUACUCAAGUCUACAGGCACUGUAUAAUUGACUCCCGUGGGGUUUGGAUGUGGUCCUUUGUGAAUAUGGUCCUUUACUUGCUUUCCUAACUUGCACAGGAUUUUUCUGAGAGAUGGCCAUUACUGUUCUAGCAGGCUAACCUACUCUGGUUGUGCUCAAUAAAUGCACUUUCUAGUUCAGUAUUAAUCAUGUGAUGCAGAUGUUUUGUAUAUUGCAAAAGUUGCUGCCAAAACCUUUUUAGAUUUGAUGUUAAACUUUAUUUUUUAAUUUAAAAAGGAUAGCAUUUAAUGUGUAUAACUUGGAAGUUUGGAGCUGAUAUUUGUAUGAGCAGAAAGUUUGCAUUACAAAGUUCAUUUUAAAAACAAAAAAUGAGAGGUUAGGGUAUAUUUGAAUUUAACUUUAACUCCACUUUUCAUUUUGUGUAGAGUAAUGAAACCAGAAGAUGGAAAUAAUAUUAAAAUAUAAUCUUUGACAUUUUUUUCCCUUGCUGUAUCUCUUACACUGAGUUGGAUAAUAAAUGCUGAUAAUUA